This is a messenger RNA of Scophthalmus maximus (turbot), 2443 nucleotides long. RefSeq names its product neurexophilin 1 (gene nxph1). Gene Ontology annotation, molecular function: signaling receptor binding. The record is from RefSeq and is a predicted model, not a curated record. Lineage: Eukaryota; Metazoa; Chordata; Actinopteri; Pleuronectiformes; Scophthalmidae. The coding region runs from base 438 to 1229 and encodes 263 amino acids. The transcript has 2 exons.
CGCCGUGCCCCUCACAUCGGAGCGCAACGACCGCUGCGCGCGCCAGCCACCAGCCAGAACGCCCGGGACUCCAACCUGCCCACGGCCGUGACCCCGCCGCUCUCGCUACCUGGAUUAACUCUUUAAGUAAUCGCUGUUUGUGGCCCUGCCCCCCCCCCCCUCCCCGCCCUCCCCGCCCCCAUCCCUUCCCCUCCCCCCGACCCCAGCCCUCGCACCGGCUGCGCCGUCCCGUGCGCCGCGCCGCCGUCCCGUCGCCGUCUCCGUCUCCGACUCCCAGCUCCGUUCCGCGGCCAUGGGGUGCGCAGCGCUGUCCUUCUCGCCCGGGCUGCUGAGGGGCUUGGCCGCGCUGUGAGGUGGACACCGGCUGGAUUUAUGGUCGGCAGAGCCGCGGCAGUCCGCCGAGUGGGAACCUAGAGGAAGUCCUGAGUGCCGGGAGGAUGCAGGUGACGUGCUGGUGCGCCGUGUUCCUCCUGACGCCGGUGCUCUGCCUGGUUACAAGUGCCCAUGUCAAGUCAGGUAGCCCCAAAUCAACGCUAAAGCAUAUAUGGACAGAGAGCAGUAAGGAUAUGUCAAUCAGCAGGCUGCUGACACAGACUCUGCAUGGCAAAGAAAACAGCACAGCUUUGGACCUUCACUAUGACACUCCAGAGCCCUACUCGGAGCAGGACCUGUGGGACUGGCUGAGGAACUCCACAGACCUGCAGGAUUCGCGGCCGCGGGCUAAACGGCGGCCCAUGGUAAAGACGGGAAAAUUCAAGAAGAUGUUUGGCUGGGGGGACUUCCACUCCAACAUCAAGACGGUCAAACUCAACCUGCUGAUCACUGGUAAGAUUGUGGAUCAUGGCAAUGGCACCUUCAGUGUUUACUUCCGCCACAACUCCACAGGUCAGGGCAACGUGUCCGUCAGCUUGGUCCCUCCCACGAAAAUAGUGGAGUUCGAUGUGGCGUCACAGCAGUCCGUCAUCGACGCCAAGGAUUCAAAGUCCUUCAACUGUCGUAUUGAAUACGAGAAGGUGGAGAAAGGUGCCAAGAACACGCUCUGCAACUUCGACCCAUCCAAGACCUGCUACCAGGAGCAGACCCAGAGCCACGUUUCCUGGCUCUGCUCCAAACCUUUCAAAGUCAUCUGCAUCUUCAUUUCCUUCUACAGCACCGACUACAAACUGGUGCAGAAAGUGUGCCCGGACUACAACUACCACAGUGACACACCCUACUUCCCCUCUGGCUGACAGUCCCAUACGCCCAGUCACAACAUGGACGAGCGGAGCACAGAAUGGGGCGUCUACCUAUUCCAGAGAAAUAUGUACAUUAGCCUUUCUGUCCUGAUACGUGUCCACACCAGAGUGUCAAUCAUCACAAACGAUUUCCCACUUUAGCAUUCCGGCGUUUUUGAGAUAGCAAUUACUUUUAUCUGUUAACUGUUGUUGAAAGAAGUUGGAACAUAAGACUGUAAUGUGCAUACAAUGACAUGAAGAAACUCUGAUUACUAUAGUUAUUCUUAAUUAGAAGGUUUUUUUUCCUGAAUUAUGUUUAAUCCCUGUUAAACUAUGUGUAGGGUUUGUUGGAACUCAUUGGUCCUUUGGUGGUUUUUUUUCUUCUUUUGGGUUCUACCUAUUGUUGUUUGCUUUAGUUCACACUCCCUGUCAAACUAAAUGUUACCAACUUUGUUUUCCUCUCGAAGCAUUUUUCAUAUAUAAUACUUAAAUUCUCUGGACACCAUCAUAUCGAUUGUUUGCCUCUGCUGUGCUAUUUACGCUCCGCAGUUCAUCCUGCAUAACUAGAAAACGAAAAUUAACUCCUCACUUAAAAAUAAUAAUAAAAAAAAAAAAUGCUAGUUGGAUGCCCGCGAGGCGUCUGAAAAGGGGGAGUGAAGACAUUAAUGUGAGUUUGAUGCUUUUAGAAAUGUGAGGUGGUCUUAUCUAUCUAUGGGUGAGCUUGGACUCAGCACGCGUCUCCCUCAGGUGAUUCUCAUUCAGGAGGGAAACUGUUGGUAACAUGCUCAGACACUGUAACACUGUCAAUCGUCUGCUGUGUUCCUUCCAGUGCAGGCAGACGUCGAUUUCUUUGGGUGAUUGCUUCACUCUCGGCUGAUUGAAUGUCCGAUCACCUGACCGAUUGAUCAGUGACUUGUUCGGGGAGAUGGGGCUUGCUCAUUGUCACUUAAUAUAUCAACUGUAAUGUAUUGAAUUCUAUAUCCUAGAGCCUAAUUUGUAUGAAUGGUUUGUAUUGUACAUAGUUUAUCCCAAUUGCGCUGCUUCUAUACAUGCCCCCAUGAGCUGUAUUCCCCUCUGCGCUAAAUCCUCUUGUUCACCCCAUCUAUGCUCGUUUUUGGUUCUUCUAGCAAAGAAAAUGAUGUUGCUGCCCUAGAUGUGAAUUUCAUGAUAACAGCAGUCCUGUAAAGAAGCUGUACAACUGAUUAAAUAUAUUAAAAGUAUUGAUUUAA